Trichobilharzia szidati is the source of this 5492-nucleotide messenger RNA. NCBI's taxonomy places the organism in Eukaryota, Metazoa, Platyhelminthes, Trematoda, Strigeidida, Schistosomatidae. The record is from the annotation of a GenBank genome assembly.
CAUAUGUGCAAAGUUCUAUGUCGAGAACCGACCGACCGAUGGCUGACAGCCGUCGAAGAUGAUUUCAUCGAUAAAGAAAUUUAAUUCAUGACUCAAUAGGUAUUAUUGAACUUCUGAAGUAACUUCAUCAAUUUUAGAUUUUUACAGUGAGUGUGAAUUAGAUAUGAUCUCAUGUCUGAAAGGUUUCUCAUCAAAACUAUCAUAAUAAGUUUAUCAAAGGUGCUCACAGGCAUUGUUAUCUAGACCGACAUCCAUCCAUCAUAUUUCGAUGUAGUUAUGUUCUCUGAGCUGGGUGGUUUACGUACGAAGCUUUCAUUGCCUUACUAGGCAAUAUCCUCAGCCCAUACUUCAAUUUGAAGUGAGGUUUUAGAUUUCUCCACGAGUUUACUAGUCAUCUCUUUUGAUAGCCUUAAAUGUGAUCUGUUGUUUUUGUGUGUUUUCACACCUAGUCUAGUUGUAUUGGUAUUGAUUGUUUUCUUGACCUGAGGUUUAACCGUUUAUGUGAGAUUUCCUCCUUGUCGAUUGGUAAAUUGUCUGUAUCAAUGUGUCUAUUGAUUGACGAUUCACUGGAAUAGCAGGCCUCUAAAAAUUCUUUAGUAUUCUUGGUGUUUCUUCUGUCUUAUAUUUGAACGUUGUCCCGAUCAGAUUGAUGUCCGCGGUUGUCUGUAUGCAGCGAUAUGAAGGAGUGGAUGUUAUGUCUGUUGAUGACUAGUUUAUGAUCAUGGAUACGCAGACGAAGGAGACGUCCACUUUGACUUAUGCAGUGUUUUUCUCAGUCUUUGCAACUUAUUUGGUAGAUGAUGUUGGUUUUAUCUUCCUUCUCUGUUGAGUCUUUUGGUUGACAUAGAGCUGAAUGAAGUGUUUUCCGAGAUAUCUUGUAUACAUUUUACGGUGAUUUUCUGUGUGUUUUCCUUGAGGGCCUUUGAUUUGGUUGGCUGGGUUGGGGGUAGAUGUCUUUUGAUGAAGUUCCGUGGAUAUCCAUUCUUUUGGAAGACGUCCAUGAGAUACCUUUUUUCAAUUUUCCUUGAGGUGGGAGUGCUGCAAUGAGUCCUGGCCCUCUCGGAUACUGUCUUUUUGCAACUCCUUUUGUGUGUUAUUGGAUUGUUGUUUUUGUGGUUGAGUAUUUGGUCUGUGCGACUUGAUUUCCUGCAAACUCGAAUUUCUGACUUUCCCGUGGUUGUUCGCUUGACUAUGACGUCCAAAAAUGGAAUUUCUCCCUUGGACUCUUGUAACUUGGAUGUCGUUGAAUAUGUUGUUUAUCAAGGUGUUACUUCUGUCUAAGUCGUUUCUUUUGAUUAUCAUGAAUGUGUCAUCUACGUAACGUAUCUAGAUUUCGGGUUUGGUCUUCGGUAGGACUAUGUUUUCAAGUAUUUGUAUCACAGCUUCUUCAAUCAGACACGAUAUGGACGAUCCUAUGGGUGUCCCUUUAAUUUGUUCACGUAUUUGGACGUUGAGUUGAAAAUACGUUGUUGGAUACAGGUUUAUGCAUUCCAUCCAACUUCAGUGUUGUGAGAUGUGUUCGUCGUUGCUGGGUAAGUGUCCCAUGGUUUCUUUCGUUGGUUCCUGUUCAAUCGAAGUACAUAAUGUAGCAUCGAAGGAUACCACUGUUUCUUGGUCAUCUAUUUGAAUACCUUUUUCCUGUAGAAAUUCGGUAACAGAUUUGAUGGAGUGGUCUCAGGAUUUCGUUAAAUGUUUCAAUUUUAUGUAUAUUUCUUUGGAUAAAAUGUAUAUUGGGGUUCCUGGGAGUGAUAACAUUGGUGGUAAUGGGAUGUUUGGUUUGUGUAUUUUGGGUCUGCUGUGGAGUCGGGAUAGAACUGGUCCAUUGGAUCUCGUUCGCCACUUAUCUUCUUUUGUGAUCUGACCUGUUUUGGUGAGGUUGUUUAAGGUUCUUUGGUUGCGGUUGUCUAAUGUUUGGAUGAGAUUUGUUGUGAGGUGUUGGUAUACUUUUCAUCUUUUAGUUCUUCAGCUUUUUUGGUAUAUUUUGCUUUGUCCGUGAGUACUCAUGGAGAGGGAAUCCAAUGUGUUUGCCUGCCGAAUUUUUGGUGGUAGUUUGUUCCGUUUCUGGGUACACCUACAUUGAAAUUCAUCUAGGUGACGAUGGUUUGUUUUCAUGAUUUUCUCAACCCGAGCUUUCUCUGUUCUUAAACACACCAAUUGGUUUCCAAAGUUAGUCCUAAAGCGAUAAUUUUUAACAUAAACAAGUCAUAACAUUGUCUAACUGAAGCAAAUGGAAGACUAGUUAGGCUCUCUAACCUUAAUGCACUUGGUGUGGCUCAUUGCCCAGUGCCGAAUUUCGAUAACCCCACUUUUUCACAGUAAUUGGCAGUAUUAUUAUUUAUUCCUGUACGUUCGCAGUGGAACGUAGGGCUUCAAGAUACAGGAUUACAGUUUCGGUAGCAGUGGUGUUUAUUUUUAGGGGAUAGAGUUGUUAGCCUCAUGCGCAACUUUCCCUCUUUACCAGUGUUAUUACUGGUUUAGUGAGGUGAAGGAGUGCGUCGACCGGGGGUCGAACCCCUGACCAAAUACCUGGUUGGCGAGCAUUCUACUGCUGUACCACUGACGCACAAUAUGGCACAUCUGUAUUUCGUAUAGUUGUGUGUGCCGAUAGUCUAUUUUAUUCUUUGUGCUCUCUAUUGCUGAGGGUAAAAGUAAUAACAUGGUAAUAUGAUUGUGAGGUUUAGGUGAAUAAGGAAAGCAGAUGUGAUGUUCACCAACAUAGAGUGCGUAUAUUGGGCACAAUGCUGAUCCAUUUGGGAAGUGUGAGACGUGGAUUUCAAUAUGACCAUCUAAGUAGAGUUUAUGAAAGCGCUAUACUGUUAAGGCCUUCACGUUAAGGCGUCUUAUAGUGCGCAGAAGCAAAAUAUGAGUCGACUGAACGUAUAAUUCAUAUAGGAAUACUGGCUGUCCCAACAUUUUAGCCAUAUAAAGAUUAGAGCAAUGAAAUGUGAGCGAAAAAUAACGAGAUAACUAAUUAGAGAACUAAAUAUUCGAGAUUUUGGAAGUAUGUACACAUUGAUUGAGGUGGAUAAAUGAUAAGCAUUGAAAAGCCUAAGUGACAGGUCAGAACACCUUCGUUGGUCCUAUCGAAAUUAGAAGAUUGACUGUUCUCCAAGUCCCAAUAAUCCACAUUUUACCACUUUUCUUGGCUAGGUCAUCCAAUUGCUGAUUCGUUUUCUGUGUAAUUAUGAAGUUUAUAAAGUGAAAUCCAUCUCAUCUGUUUCUACAUACACUCUUUUACCUUAAGUCUGAGUUGGCAUGGUAUUGGUUCUUGAUUGUUGGUUUGAUCACUGAGAUUGUGCGUCGGUGGCACAGUGGUUAGGACUCUCGCCGACCAUGCACAUGGUCCGGGGUUCGAUCCCCUGCCGACGCACACCCGAUAUCAAUGGUCGGCCUGCUAAAUUUGGGCUACCGAUAUCCAUGCUGAAAAUUCCAUACUUGUACUGAAAAUACCGUGUGGCAUCAAGCUGUAACCAAAAAUAAAAAAAUAAAACUAAUUUUUGCAGCCAUUGCAUCGAGUAUUCUCAAGUAUUGCAAUUAAACAAUGGGAGUGCUCAGAUCUCCAAAAGAGCAUCUGCUUGGUAGCUCUUUGGGCAAUUAUACUGUGGCAUCAAAGCAGGGUAUGAAGUUCCACUAAGGUAUUUUAUGGUUGUUUGGGAGAGUGGUGACUUUUAGAAGUAGAAGGCCUAAAUCAGGGCUAUUUAUUGUAUGCACAUGCCUAUAACCUAUAUAUUUACAUAAUUUGAGAGCUUAUGUAGUAUAUUUGCUGGAGCUUUUAUUAACGUAAUUAGUUUAUUCUGACAUAUCUUAUAGAUAGCUUCUUAUGGACUAACAAUUGAAGACUUCCUUGGUUUUCGUAUAAAUGAUGUCGCAACGAAGCUUUUUAAACUAUCAGUUCCUCCUUGGUCUUUGAACGUAUGUGGAGAAGGUGGAGAAUUCGAGACAACUACGUUAGACUGUCCUAUGUUUCACAGUAGAAUUAGUUUGGCAUCCGAACCUGAAAUAGUGGUACAUUCUAAAGAUCCAUUUUCACCUACUGCAUAUCUCCGUUUAAAAGAUCUGAUACUAGAGGCUAAACCUUUAGAUGAAGUUUAUUAUACGUCAGAACAACUUUUAUCUUUAGAAGGUAAAUGUAUUAACAACCAAGGUAACAACCAUACAUCAGCUCGUCGUCCAUUUAUCUCUCCGCUUGAUAGACUCAAGGAAAUACAGUUGAAAACAUGUGAAGAAAUUAGAAAUGAUAUUAUUUGUGCACAACUUAACACAAGCGGUUCUCAAUCUAAUAAUACUCAGAAAUGUAAUCAAGCUAAUCUAAAGUCAGCAAAUGAUUUUGCCAGAUGUUUAGGUAGUGAAAUAUGGUUGACGUCAAAUUUCAUUGGUACAAGUGAGAAAUCAGAUAAGAUUGAUGAAGCUACCAAAAAUGCUUUCCUUCAAAUGAAAAAUAUAUUCGAUUCAAAUGGAAUUGAACCACAACAGAUAUUACAAUUCAUUGUUGUUUUAAGCCAGCCGCUGUCAGCUGAUGUGUUCAGCAUGUUCAAUCAAACUUAUACCGUCCAGUUGAAUGAAUGGUUAGAUGAGAAGUCGAAGAAUCAUAUCACCCAUAAUUCUGAACCUGUCACUUCGUAUUUGCCAGCACGUGUGUGUAUUAGUAUGAAUUCUUUUUCACAGGAAUUCAAUGUGCACUCAAAGGAAGCAUGUAUAAUCAGUCUGUCGGCUAUUGUCUAUCAUGGUAAAUCGGAUAUGCAUGAGUGGAUAAACUCCCUUCGAGGUUUGUACGUUCAAUCGAUUUCACAUUGGGCCCCAGCUAAUAUUGGACCAUACAGUCAAGCAAUAGGUGUUCCUGCUUCAUGUUUUCAUUCUGAAAAGUGUACUUCUUCAUGUGGUUUGGAACAACUUACCUUCUAUUCAGGCCAGAUCGGUUUAAUUCCAGAACUCGAAGUACUUCCAUCACAAACCGGACAUUUUUCAAGGAUUACUGAAGCACUAGAAAUAGAAUCUUGGCUUGCUAUAAGACACUGUCAUCGAAUAAUGAAGUGUAUGUCACUCUCUAAAAUAUGGACGAAUUUAUUUCUUGGAAUUUGUUAUGCCGUUGAUGAAGAUUCGUUGAUUCAAGCUCGAAAGCAUUUCCACCUUAGCGUUUGUUCUGUGACUUCAGACAGUAAACAUAUCAGUAGCAUGUGUUACUGUAAUAAAUGCAUUGUAUGGAUCAUUGUAUCUGGUCUACCGAAAGAUGCUUCAUUUGAAUGGCAAUGGAUAACUGGACCACCUACUUCAUUGGUUACGUCGGUCGAUGAUACAACUAACAAUGGUUCAAUUGUUCCACAAAACACUUUUAUGCUGUUUUAUCGUUAUGAUUAUUACCAAUCAAACCAAAAGAUAUUGCUUGAAUUGCUUAGUACUUAUAAAGGAUUUGUUCUGCCUGUUAUUAAGUUUGCUGAUCCUAAUGUAAAUACCGUUUUCGUUUCUGUUCAAAAUAAAUAGUAAUUAUAAAUGUU